This is a messenger RNA of Ictalurus furcatus (blue catfish), 2421 nucleotides long. RefSeq names its product PH and SEC7 domain-containing protein 2-like. Gene Ontology annotation, molecular function: guanyl-nucleotide exchange factor activity. The record is from RefSeq and is a predicted model, not a curated record. NCBI's taxonomy places the organism in Eukaryota, Metazoa, Chordata, Actinopteri, Siluriformes, Ictaluridae. The transcript is spliced from 2 exons. Gene Ontology annotation, biological process: regulation of ARF protein signal transduction. Bases 278 to 1738 code for a protein of 486 amino acids.
UCCAAAGAUAAUGCGAACGAGUUCACGCAAAUAUUAGUAGGGACAAUUCUGCCCACCCAAAAUAUUGCCCGUUGCUCAGAGCAACAGUCCGCGCUGACACCGUGACCACGUGACUCGCUGGCACGCGCUCACGUCCUGCGUGUGGUAUUCGAUAUUCGAUUUUUCAAGUCUCGUCUUUGGCGUCAUUUGAUCAAGCUUAUAUAAAGGGCUGCACACAGCAAGCAAGAUCUUCUUACUAAACUCUUGUUAUAGAACUUGUGAUUAAAACACGAUAACUAUGUCCAAUAAAUUUAUGCCACCAGUGCUGAAAAAUGGUUGGACAAACCCAGAGAAAGAUGAACAGGAAGAUGUCGGGAGAGACAUCCAGGAGAACAACUCUGGUAAAAUGCAGAAAGUUCAACCUUCCGUUUGUAACAACAGAGAAACCUAUUUGCAAGGACAAAUCCUUGGCAGGAAUCUCUACUACCAAGAGGCGUACAGAUGUCCGGAGAUUAUCCGGCAGCUGAAUAAGGAUUUGGAAUUAGCAGAGAUAACAGUCAACUCGUACGUCAGGUACUUUGAGUUUGGAUCUAUGUCUCUGAUCGAGGCUCUCAGAUCGUUCCUUGAAGUGCUCUGGGCAGAGGAUAAACCUGACAUUCAGCAUCUACUGAUGACUCACUUCUGUCGUUGGUACCUUCAGUGUACUGGACAGACGCUCGAUUUACAACCUGAUUUGUAUUACAUGAGCUGGGCCAUAAUCACACUGAAUGCUGAUCUUAAUGGCGAUCACAAAGCAAGGAAAAGGACUUGUAAAGACUUUAUAAGGUACCUGUGUAGUGUGGAUUGCUUCUCACAGUAUGAUCUGAAACAAUGGAAGAACGUUUAUAAAUCAAUCAAAACAAAGCCGCUAAAAAUGUUCAGAGUAAUAGCUAGAUGGGACACUGCAUCCAAAAAGGAAAUAUCGAAACCAGAGGAUUCUGGCUGUAACUCAUCAUUUGGGACUAAAACCAACCCUACCACCACGAUCUACAAAAAAGGGUCUCUCAUCCGCAAAAGAGUUCUGGACGAGAACGGGAGAAGACCCAAAAUAGGCCAGAGAGCAUGGAAACCGUUUACUGCAGUUCUACAAGGCAUGGUUCUGCAUCUACAAAAACACACAUCUAAAUUUUGUAAGGCAGACAACGAGAAUGCCAUUAGACUGCAUCAUGCCGUGGCGUACCCUGUAGAUUACAAAAAGAGGCCUCAUGCGCUGUGCCUCAGGACCGCAGACUCCAGACUCUUCUACUUCCAGGCCGAGAGUGAAGUAGAGCAGACAUCAUGGGUUGCGGUGAUUAACCGCAUCGCUGCCCGUUACUCUGCUCCUCCACUCACUUCAGCUUCACAUGACGUGGAGGCAAAUUACCCUCUGGUUUUACCUUCAUUCCCCACCACUCUGACUCUAGAGGAACAGCUCGAGUCCCACAAGGACCAGUUAAAGAGGGUUUCAGAACCUACAGAUCCAACAUUGUCUCUUAGGGAUGGUACUUCUGAUGAUAUGCAGCAGGAGGUGACGCGCUACACAACAUAUGUGAGGGUGUUACAGGAGCUUACUGCAGAGAAAUGUUGGAGAAGUUGCAUCAGGAGCAACGGAGCAGGAAGAAGUUGCAUCAGGAGUAACGGAGCAGGAAGAAGUUGCAUCAGGAGUAACGGAGCAGGAAGAAGUUGCAUCAGGAGUAACGGAGCAGGAAGAAGUUGCAUCAGGAGUAACAGAACAGGGUGAUGCUGUGACUGAAUUAACAAAACAGGAAGAGAUUAUCAAACAUUGUCUCUUAGGGUUGGUACUUCUGAAGCGCUACACAACAUAUGUGAGAGCGUUACAGGAGCUUGCUGCAGAUAAACAUGUUGGAGAAGUUGCAUCAGGAGCAACGGAGCAGAAAGUCCUGAUUCAGGAGUUGUACAGCUGAGUUGAUUAUUUUACAAAUAUGACUUCAUGUCUAUUAUUUUUAUUUUAUUUAUUAUUUUUUUACAUUUAUUUUUUUUUCAAAUAAAUAUGCUAAAAUAAAAUUUGUUUCUGUGUGUUAUAUUCUUAUGCUCGUAAGUGGUGUUAAAAUUUGGUCUAACCAUCAGCGAGCCGGUGUGUCAUGAUGGGGCGUGUUGUGGGCCGGGUGUGGUGGUCCACUCAGGGCCAGAAAGUCCAGGGCUACUUUUUGGUCCCUGUCCACUUUUGAUUAUUGCUAUUAAUGCUAAAUAACAUAUGCUGAAAAUUUAAAUGUCGAUGUUAAAACACUGAAAUGAUCCCCCCCCCCAUCACUAAAUCCGCCCGUGUCUUUAAGUACUAAUAAUUCACCAUCAUUGAGAAAAUGGAACAAAAUCAGCAAAUACAAACCAAAUAGUGAGACACUGGCAGUCAGUCUGCUUUCUAUAUUUUUAUUAGCAAUAAAAGGAUACAGAUAUCCUCCGAAA